AUGCAGUUAUUGCAACAUCCUGUGCUGCUUGUCCUGAACUGCGAUGCGAACGCCCCGGCUGUGGAACACUUUUUUGCUAUCACUGCAAAGGUCCCUGGCAUGCCAGUCAAACAUGUGAUGAGGCACGAAGGGAACGUGGUGAAACGUAUCGACGUACCGUGCCACAAGUUUCUACUUCACAAGAAAAUACCCUUAAAAGUAUGCAUUUUUUUGGAAAAAUCUGUGGACUCUCUUAUUUCCUCGCUUAAGGCUAUGCACGUGUUUCCCUCCUCCCUCCCCGCUGUCUUUACUUGGACGAGCCGAUUUUGA
Gongylonema pulchrum is the source of this 309-nucleotide messenger RNA. NCBI's taxonomy places the organism in Eukaryota, Metazoa, Nematoda, Chromadorea, Rhabditida, Gongylonematidae. The record is from the annotation of a GenBank genome assembly.